AGCCCUUAGCAUGUUUGUAUAGCUGCUAUAGCUUGAGAUAAACAGGCGUGUUUUUCGCCCUGGAGGAUGUCUGAUGUGCAGGUGGCAGCACUUCUGUCACAGACACAGACGUUCUCAGGUUACUGUUUGAAACACGGUGCAGAUAUUUCUGGAUGCUCUUUUGGAGGAAAGCACGUGAGUUUUAAGAUGGGUUUUGUUUUGAUGUUUUUCUUUUGCUGAAUGCUGUUUAUUUCACUGUUCCCUGCGAGGUCUGGCUUUGCUCACUGACCACGUGGUUAUGGUUUCUGUUUCAGUAUUUGGGUCUGAGCCUCGUGCCUUACAGGGAACUGCGUACCAUCCUGUGUGCAGGGCAGCAGCUGAUGGCUGACAUGUUGAGCUGCCUUUCCAGGAAUAGAACAUAAAGCAGAUAGCAUAAAAGAGCACCUGCCUUUCCACCAUGUGUGCAUCACAGCAGCACGUCUCCAUUCGUGAUGGGGCUUCUUUUAGCAAGGGGGGGGAAACUGGUGAUCUGUGUCAUAAAACCAGGGAACUCCUUUCCUGUUCAACACGCGAUUCCUAGCGAUGCUGUAGUGAAUGCCGGGCGUUGCAGAACAGUUUCACUUCCACAAAUCUGCUUCUCUUUCAUGUUGAAGAAUGUCAUCGACCGGAAGCCGUACCCAGAUGAUGAGAACCUGGUGGAAGUCAAGUUUGCUCGCACGCCCAUCAUGUCGACGUAUCUGGUGGCAUUUGUGGUGGGAGAAUAUGACUUUGUAGAGACCAGGUCCCUCGAUGGGGUCUUGGUGCGUGUUUACACUCCUGUGGGCAAAGCUGAGCAAGGAAAGUUUGCAUUAGAGGUUGCUGCUAAAACUCUGCCUUUUUAUAAGGACUACUUCAAUGUUCCUUACCCUCUUCCUAAAAUUGAUCUCAUAGCUAUUGCAGAUUUUGCUGCUGGUGCCAUGGAGAACUGGGGCCUUGUUACUUAUAGGGAGACUGCAUUGCUCAUUGACCCCAAAAAUUCCUGUUCUUCGUCUCGCCAGUGGGUGGCUCUGGUUGUGGGACACGAACUUGCUCAUCAGUGGUUUGGAAACCUCGUGACCAUGGAGUGGUGGACCCAUCUUUGGCUGAACGAAGGGUUUGCCUCCUGGAUUGAGUACCUGUGUGUCGAUCACUGCUUUCCAGAGUAUGACAUCUGGACUCAGUUUGUUUCUGCUGAUUACACACGAGCUCAGGAGCUCGAUGCCUUAGACAACAGUCACCCAAUUGAAGUUAGUGUUGGCCAUCCAUCCGAAGUAGAUGAAAUAUUUGAUGCUAUUUCUUACAGCAAGGGAGCAUCUGUGAUCCGAAUGCUGCACGACUACAUUGGUGAUGAGGACUUUCGGAAAGGAAUGAAUUUAUAUUUAACAAAGUUCCUGCAGAAGAAUGCAGCCACAGAGGACCUCUGGGAAAGCCUGGAAAAAGCUAGUGGUAAACCUAUUGCUGCUGUGAUGAACACAUGGACCAAACAAAUGGGAUUUCCACUCAUUUACGUGGAAGCUGAACAGCAAGAAGAUGACAAAGUGUUGAAGUUAGUCCAGAAGAAGUUCUGUGCCAGUGGACCAUAUGCUGGGGAGGAUUUCCCCAUGUGGAUGGUCCCCAUCAGUAUCUGUACAAGCGACGACCCCACCAGUGCCAAAAUGCAAGUGCUGAUGGACAAGCCAGAGCUGACCUUGGUUUUAAAAGAUGUAAAACCAGACCAGUGGGUGAAGCUGAACCUUGGCACAGUAGGCUUCUACCGCACGCAGUACAGCCCUGAGAUGCUGGAGAGUUUAAUACCAGCCAUCAAAGACCUCUCCCUACCCCCCGUGGACAGACUCGGCCUGCAGAACGAUCUUUUCUCCCUGGCCCGAGCUGGAAUCAUUAGCACUGUAGAGGUUCUGAAAGUGAUGGAAGCGUUUGUGAAUGAGCCCAAUUACACGGUGUGGAGCGACCUCAGCUGUAACCUGGAGAUUCUCUCAACCCUCUUGUCCCACACAGACUUCUAUGAGGAAAUCCAGGUGUUUGUGAAAGAUGUCUUUUCACCAAUAGGGGAGAGACUGGGAUGGGACCCCAAACCUGGAGAGGGUCAUCUAGAUGCCCUUCUGAGAGGUCUGGUGCUGGGCAAACUUGGCAAAGCCGGGCACAAGGCUACCUUGGAAGAAGCCCGACGCCGGUUUAAAGACCACGUGGAAGGAAAAAACAUCCUGUCAGCUGACCUGAGGAGUCCUGUCUACGUCACUAUUUUGAAGCAUGGAGACAGCACUACUUUAGACACCAUGCUCAAGCUUCACAAGCAAGCAGACAUGCAGGAGGAGAAGAACCGAAUCGAGCGCGUCCUCGGGGCCAUCUCCCAGCCUGAGCUGAUUCAAAAAGUUCUCACCUUUGCACUUUCAGAAGAGGUACGUCCCCAGGACACCGUGUCUGUCAUCGGAGGAGUGGCUGGAGGCAGCAAGCAGGGGAGGAAAGCUGCUUGGAAGUUUGUACGAGACAACUGGGAGGAGCUUUAUAAUCGAUACCAGGGUGGAUUCUUGAUAUCCAGACUAAUAAAGCUGACAGUGGAUGGGUUUGCAAACGAUAAAAUGGCGGCGGAAGUCAAGGCUUUCUUCGAGAGCCACCCGGCGCCGUCGGCGGAGCGCACCGUGCAGCAGUGCUGCGAGAACAUCCUGCUGAACGCCGCCUGGCUGAAGAGGGACAGCGAGGACAUCCAUCAGUUCUUCCUGCAGAGGAAGGGGCCGCCCCCCGCCACGGCCUGAAGCCGCGCCGCCGCUGAGCCCCACCGCCUCCGUGGGGGAGGGGGGAAGGAAGGAGGAGCCGCUGCCCCGCGGCCGAUCGAUACGCCAAGAAUUCGGAGUCUUUUUAUCUCAAGCGGACGGGGAUUGGACUGAAUGUAGUGAAGUGGUUCCUGCUCACACUCCAGAAUUAAAAUUGGAUGAAAAUUAAUCGCGAUUCAACGAAAAGAGGGGGAGAGGAGAGAGAGAGAGAGAGAGA
Messenger RNA from Centrocercus urophasianus (Greater sage-grouse), 2982 nucleotides. It is a transcript of the gene NPEPPS, whose product is annotated as aminopeptidase puromycin sensitive. Gene Ontology annotation, biological process: proteolysis; peptide catabolic process. The record is from RefSeq and is a predicted model, not a curated record. Gene Ontology annotation, molecular function: peptide binding; metalloaminopeptidase activity; zinc ion binding. Lineage: Eukaryota; Metazoa; Chordata; Aves; Galliformes; Phasianidae. The transcript has 18 exons. Bases 471 to 2747 code for a protein of 758 amino acids. Gene Ontology annotation, cellular component: cytoplasm.